AUGGACGCCGGCGGUGUGCAAGUUCAACAUCAACCGUCCAGCCAAGAUCCUACCAGACAACCCUGGAGGAAUAAUAAUUCAAACGGUGACCAAGGUAAACGUAGGGAUAGCGGUAGCAACAAGUCUAAACCCAUAAAUCUAAAGUCCAUUAAUGUGGAGCGUGCUCAGAGUGAGAAUCAUACUUCAAAAACGGCUGGUAGCAAUAAUGGAGCUCAAUCUUUUCCUAGACAAAAUCAACAAGUUUAUGCCAUGCAGCCAACAAAGACCGCAACUCUUGUAAAAACUGCACCUCAACAACAAAUGAAUUUAUCUAGGUCUCCACCUCAAAUAACCAACAUGCCUACCAGGUCUUCACCUCCGCAGACUGUAUUUGUUUCAAGGUCUUCUCCUCCCCUAAAUGCUUACAAUAAUUUGUCCAGGAGUCCUCCAAAAAAUAAUGGUCCUGCUACUGCUCCCACUCCCAAACAAAAUCAACAAAAAACAGCCAGUUCUUCUAGACCCACCCCCAAGCCACUCAAUUUGUCAAAGUCGUCUCCUCACGUUUCAAAUUUGAGCAAGGUUCCUCAAACAGCAACUUUUCCUCCAAAGGUUAAUAGAGCCCUCAAUCUUCCAAAUCCUCCAAAAACUGCAACCUUUGCUUCAAAGUCAUCAGGGUUUCCAAAGGACACCAGGCAAUCCAUGAGAACACCACAGUCUGCUACCUUUCAACCUACUUACGCUUUCAUGUAUGGUGAUCCAACAUAUAUUCAAACCGUUGAACCAUCUCGUUUUAGACGUUAUAGCUCUACACCUGCUCCUCUUAGAUUUGUGACAGCUGAUUAUCGUCAGGUUCAGUUGGGACCAGGUACUCCUGUGGUCGUUCUCAGUCAUCCUGAUGAUUCCGAUUCUCAAGGUUCAUCACCACCUACUCCAGGCUACGGUCCUCCUGAAGGUUUCAAUGGUGCUGAUAUUUAUGAUCUAUGCACCAUGCCUCCAUGUGAGGAGGAGGAAGAGUAUGUUCCUCAAACACCUACUGGAACUUUGCAAAAUCAACGUUCUAAUUCUCUUCCUGCAAAGGAUGAAAGGCGAAGAAGCGUGUUAGGGGGGCCUACGAAAGUGCAUUCUGACGCAGUUCUUCCGAUUCGUCAACCUAAAGGACCUGACAUAGCCAAAAACUUUGCCACUCGCAUUCGUCGAAAAGCUGUAAAUAAGCUAUACGCGGCUGCUGCUGAAAGACGAAGCAAAUCAGCUGCUGAUAGAAGAAAAUCUGCAAU
Molecule: messenger RNA, 1253 nt
Organism: Racocetra fulgida
Lineage: Eukaryota; Fungi; Glomeromycota; Glomeromycetes; Diversisporales; Gigasporaceae
Source: the annotation of a GenBank genome assembly